UGACAUUUCACCACAUCUGACUGUGACAUUAGCAUCUCAUGGAUACCCCAUCCAUGAGUCCAGAAAACGAUGUCAUAACAUGAUGAUUUUUGUCGAUAUUGGGUUAUUAUAAUUUUAUUUCAAAAUGUUCCGAUCACGCGCUAUAUCUCGUCUUUUGUGUCACCAUCAUCGGGUUACUAAUAAAGCGAACUAUGUAAGGCCAUGUGUAAAUAAUAUAUGUAUUAACAAAGAUCAAACAAGAAAGCUGAAUACAGUAGCUGUUGAGGAUAGCUAUGUUAAAAAGUUCAUGAACGCUAUUGGAUGGAUGGACCAAUCUAGGACCCGUUUAAAACUAACAGGAUAUUUUCUGUAUGAAUCAAUACCUGAAAAAGUGGCAUAUGCCGAUUGGUUUGAGAGCUUGGAACUACCUGACACAUUUGCCUCCUGGUUCAUAAUCACGGAGCUACAUGUCUGGAUGUUAAUGGUCCGAUACAUGGCUGAAGAUGUAACAAUCCCUGUCAGUGAAAAGAAAAAGUAUAUAAAAGGAGAUGGGCACUUUGUUAGGAACUGCAUUAUUGAAGCUCUGUGGGCUGAUGUGGCUAAUAAAAUAAAGUUGUUGGAGGGUGCCAAUCCAGCAAUAGCCAGGAAGCAAGUCUCAGAGCUCUCAGAACAGUUCCAAGCAGCUCUGGUAGCUUAUGAUGAAGGCCUUGAUGAUGACAAAGUGCUAGCUGCUGCCAUCUGGAGGAGAUUCUACUUUAUGUCUCAAGAUGUGAAAGCAGAAAAUGUUGAGAGGAUUGUUAAAUACAUAAGACAUCAGGUGUCCCAGUUGGACAGGAUCCCAAGUGGUGAUUUGGCGUGGAAACCUAACAUAAACUGGUUAAGUAUAUUGGAGCCAUAAAGUAAAAUUUUGUAGAAAGUUAGAUUAAGGUACUGUUGUUUCAUAAAUAAAUCAAAUCGUGUUGAUAAUUA
This is a messenger RNA of Trichoplusia ni (cabbage looper), 948 nucleotides long. RefSeq names its product ubiquinol-cytochrome-c reductase complex assembly factor 1 (gene Uqcc1). The transcript is spliced from 5 exons. NCBI's taxonomy places the organism in Eukaryota, Metazoa, Arthropoda, Insecta, Lepidoptera, Noctuidae. Gene Ontology annotation, biological process: mitochondrial respiratory chain complex III assembly. The coding region runs from base 125 to 877 and encodes 250 amino acids. Gene Ontology annotation, cellular component: mitochondrion. The record is from RefSeq and is a predicted model, not a curated record.